UCUCGCGUGUUUUUGGAACAAAACAAAAGUCACGGCGCAGAGAGAGCAAACUUCGGUCGCAGGAAUCAUGGCAGACGAAGUGGCCAGACGGAGGGAAUUGCGGAGGAAAAAGAUCUUGGAGAAUGCCGAGGAGAGAAAGAGGAAGAUAUUUGGGUCAAACUCGUACCAGAACGCUGUCAUACAAAAUGGCGAAACUCCGGACUUGAAAGUGGAACCUACCCUCUUGGUUGAUACUGGAAGCCAGCCAAACACAAAUCAUAACCACAAUGCCACAACCAACAGAAACCAGCAGAAUGAUGUCUUUGGAUCAAGCCCUAAUGACCUUGAAACUUUACACAAUCUGCUGUCAACUCCUUCCCCGGGUCCGCAGAGUGCAAGUUUUUUGAGUCCACAAAGUGAGACUAAUUCCAAAGUCAUCACUUGCUUCACAUCACCUGUACCCUUGGCAUUGUUGGUCUGUCUCAUGUUGUACAUAGAUUUGGGCUAUGUGAUAUCAAAUAGCUUAGCCUUGCCUUUCAUCCUUUGGGAAGUUCACAAGAUGUGGUUGAAAAACUUCAGUGUAGAAAACACCAGUCGCUCAUUUAGCUUCUUGAACAUUGCAUUGAUGUUAUGUGGUAUACAGCAGUCAGCAAUAACUACAUAUUCCCAGAUUCUGUCACUAUUUACUUGUUUUGUUGAAGAUUUUGCCUUAUAUUUAUUUAUAGUUGUAUCAUGUUAUGUCAUGAUUGGAUUUUAGCACAUUUAGGCUUGAAGCCUAAGGAUACUGGUGGAGAAUUGUGGGUUUAUGCAGUCUGUGCAUAUAACUAUUUUUUUUCACUAAUCAAUAAUGUGGUUAUAAAAAGGAAAUAAACUUAUGCAUUGAGUAUCUAUGUUUGCACAUACACACACACACACACACACACACACAC
Penaeus vannamei (Pacific white shrimp) is the source of this 908-nucleotide messenger RNA. RefSeq lists its product as uncharacterized. The record is from RefSeq and is a predicted model, not a curated record. NCBI's taxonomy places the organism in Eukaryota, Metazoa, Arthropoda, Malacostraca, Decapoda, Penaeidae.